Messenger RNA from Elgaria multicarinata webbii, 5701 nucleotides. RefSeq names its product GRAM domain containing 4 (gene GRAMD4). Bases 188 to 2020 code for a protein of 610 amino acids. The record is from RefSeq and is a predicted model, not a curated record. Gene Ontology annotation, biological process: apoptotic process; negative regulation of toll-like receptor 9 signaling pathway. The transcript has 20 exons. NCBI's taxonomy places the organism in Eukaryota, Metazoa, Chordata, Lepidosauria, Squamata, Anguidae.
CGGGGUCGCGGUGUAGCGUUCGCCAAGGCGCCUGGGCAAGCGGCGGCAGGGCUCCCGCGCAGGCCGGCGUCGCUGGCGCGGGAAUUGGCGGCGGCGGCGGCGGCAGCAGCAGCAGCAGCAAAAGCAGCCGCCGCCUUUGGGCGCGACAGCGGAAGAGAGCAGGGACACCGCCGGACUGGCAGCGUGAAUGAAAGUUUGGUCUGAAUUCCGCGCCGGGGACUCCAACGGUCAUGUUAAGAUAAAGCAGAAAGGCGCAGUGCUGAACAUGCUAAAGAGGUUAGACAAAAUAAGGUUCAGAGGUCACAAGAGAGAUGAGUUCCUUGAUUUAGCAGAGUCUCCCAAUGCUUCAGACACUGAAUGCGGAGAUGAAAUCCCUAUGAAAAUACCUCGCACGUCAGGCAAAGACAAUGAUGAACUGAGAGACCCUGCUGGUCCUGGGACCAUCAACAUGGCUUCAGGAGUCCAGGAUUAUAACAGAACAGAGUCUGAUAGAUUAAAUGAGAUCAAAGGCCAUCUGGAAAUUGCCUUGCUGGAAAAACAUUUUCUACAGGAGGAGCUCAGGAAACUGAGAGAAGAAACGAAUGCUGAAACAUUGAAACAAGAGCUAGAAAAAGAACGUCUGAGGAGGAUAGAACUGGAACAAAAAGUCAAUGAAAUUCUUAAAACAAGAGCAGAAGAACCAUCUCCUAUUCAGCAACCCCCAAAAGCACAGACACAAGUUAAUGGAACAGAUAAACGCAGCCAUAUGGUGUGUUCAAGAGUUCAGAAGUGGGUUUAUGACAAAUUUGGGGAAUACAUUGAAGACUUCAGAUUUCAGCCAGAAGAAAACACAGUAGAAACAGAAGAACCACUUAGUGCUAGAAGGCUUACAGAAAAUAUGAGAAGAUUAAAGAGAGGUGCCAAACCCGUGACAAACUUUGUGAAGAAUCUUUCUGCCUUAUCAGACUGGUUUUCUAUCUACACUUCUGCAAUUGCCUUUAUUAUCUACAUGAAUGCUGUAUGGCAUGGCUGGGCCAUUCCUAUGUUCUUAUUUUUAGCAAUUCUGAGGUUAUCCCUAAAUUACCUCAUAGCCAGAGGUUGGAGAAUACAGUGGAGUAUUGUGCCUGAAGUUUCUGAGCCUAUUGAACCUCCAAAGGAAGACCUAACAGUGUCGGAAAAGUUCCAGCUUGUUUUGGAUGUGGCACAAAAAGCACAGAACUUGUUUGGCAAAAUGUCAGACAUAUUGGAAAAAAUUAAAAACUUGUUUAUGUGGGUCCAGCCUGAAGUUACGCAAAAGCUGUAUAUUGCUUUAUGGGCGGCUUUUAUUGCAUCCUGCUGUAUUCCAUACAGGAUCGUUGGGCUUUCAAUGGGACUUUAUGCAGGAAUCAAAUUUUUUCUUAUCGAUUUUGUCUUCAAACGAUGCCCAAGGCUACGAGCGAAGUACGAUACUCCUUAUAUCAUAUGGUUAAACUUGCCCACAGAUCCUCAGCUCAAAGAGAGGGCUAAUGCUACAGUAUCAAGACGGCUGUCAGGGCAUGAAAAGCUCCAAACAACAGCAUCACGAAGUUGUGUAGGCUCAAGUGCCCCGGCCGGAGUAAGCAGGGAUGAAGACAGCAGCCGUUUUCAUACUACUAAGAGAGGCAACUUCCAUGAAGUAUUUAAUCUAUCAGAAAACGAGCGUCCUUUGGCAGUAUGUGAAAAUGGCUGGCGGUGCUGCUUGAUUAACAGGGACAGGAAGAUGCCUACAGACUACAUUAGAAAUGGAGUGCUUUAUGUCACAGAAAAUUACUUAUGCUUCGAAAGUUCCAAAUCUGGUUCCUCUAAAAGAAAUAAAGUUAUAAAAUUAACAGAUAUUACGGAUAUUCAAAAGUACAAAGUGCUUUCUGUUCUCCCAGGAUCUGGGAUGGGUAUUGCAGUAUCCACACCGUCUACACAAAAACCUUUAGUGUUUGGUGCCAUGGUACACAGAGAUGAAGCUUUUGAGACCAUUUUCACCCAGUAUUCGAAGAUAACAUCUGCACCAUCUACCAGUGAAAGCUAGUAUAUCACCACUGCUAGUUCUCCUGAGGAGACUUUAUUAAUUUACUCACUCGGUAGUGAAUAAAAGAUGGAACACCCUUCAUCAAUUCUGCAAUAAUUUUCUUCGUUGCAUAUGUCUUCUGUUACAUAAGUGUGUUUUAUAUCUGCCUUCCAUUUUUUGUUUUGUUUUUUAAAGCUUUUUGUACAAAAGAAAAAAUAAAGACAGAGAAAGUGCUAUCAUCACUACUAGCCUUGCACAUUAAGCACUUUUAAUGUUUAUUUACCGACAUUAAAAAGCUUAGGAAGAUUCUUGGCAAACCUAGCUGGACGAUAGACCAAGGAUGCUGUCUUCUCCUGCCCUGAAAUCCCAGGGAGCAACAGUACAUUCUAUUCCUCUUCUGCUCCAGGUUCUGCCUACAGCCCUAUUGCACCAGUCCUCUUUGUUUCAGUGGCAUUUCUGUACAUGUAACUGGGUGCAAGGUUGGCAAAACGUACCUUUUAUCUUACUAGUUGAUAUCUAAAUUAUAUUAAUUGAAGGUAUGAGUACUAGUAGUUGUGCGUCAAGCAAACUUUCUUACUAACGGCUGUACCUUUUCAAAGGAUGUGUAUCCUUGGGAGGAGACUGUUGUGAGGCAUAGUUACUCCCUAGGACAGAGGGUUUGGCCUGGUCCUUCAUGUUCUGUCUCCUUUGGGUUCCCUCGCCCCCCUGAAUAGAGGCAUUUUGUUAAUGUAUUAUGUAACAAAUGAAGCCACUGUUUUCAUUUCUUCGAAUGAUUUUCGGUUUUUGUGGUUCACCUCCACUUCAAGGAAUUAUUAUUGUUAUUAAAUAGUACAGUGGCAUUAUGCUGCCUUCACAGUUUGACUGAGAUUCUUUUAUCUUCCGAUGGAAUAUUUGAUAUACUCAGGCGGGUUUUAAGUUGUGGAAAAUUUGUAUCUUUCACGUAGUAAAAGCUCACCUAAGAGUGCAGGUUUCCUCAUCAAACUAACACCAAAAUAUCCAUAAUUAUCUCUCUUUUUGUGUUCGUAUUUUAGUACGUUUUGUAUUUGCACCAACAUGCCAAUUAAGUUGCUGUUUCUGAUCAUUUUAGCCUCUUGCAGGCUUUAUUUCUCCUUUUAACUCUACCAAGCUUUGAAUUUGGAAGGCUUUAAUCAGGAAAACAUUUAAAUGGACUCCCAAGACUUCAGACGCUAACCUCAUGUUACGUGCGAAUGCAUGUAAUGGAUUACCAGGGGACGAUAUUAUUUUUACAGAACAAAAGGAGCUUCAGGAAUGGGCAGUUUGAGAAAGAAGCAGUGUGGCAUCUUUAACCCUUUCUGCACUUGCCAUUUCCCCAAAGCCUCCAGAUUACCUCCUCAGGUGCUUUUCCAGUGUGUUUAUAGUCACUUGCUUGCAAAGAUAAAAAUAUGACUGGAACCCCACUGGGAGGGAGGAAGCCUAUUGGAAGGGGAUUUGGAGUAGGAAAAUGGUGGUCAGGGGAUGCAUUAAGCACCCAGCUUAGCUGCUUACCUUCUUGCAAUUGCUCCAUCCCAAAGCUGGGAUUUCUUUCUUAAAGGUUGUCUGUGGGGCCUCUGUUAAACCUACUUGCUUGUAACAUGUAGUUAGUUGGUCAGGUAACCUUAUUAACAAUGCAAGAUGCCAUAGGAAAAUGGGCUUCUGUGGACUUGUCUGUGUUAGGGACAGAUAACUACUUUUCCCCAUGAACAAACCAUGAAUGCAAUUGUGGGAAAGUAAUCUUGGGAAGCUGUUACAAGCAGAUUUCCAAAUGCUGCGAAAAUCCACCUCUUCCCCAAAGAACUAAAACACACUUGAAGCUCAUUUUCAACUCAAGAGUCUGCAGCUGAAAAGCUUAGGAGAAGCCUCACAAAUGUCCUGCAGAGUAGCAGGACAAAGUACCACUAAUAGCAAUGUAUAACCUUCUCUAAACAAUGCAGCUUCAUUUUUUUAAAAGAUGAUUUGUGAUUUAUAUACAUUUUUGAGCAAGUAGGCUGUAUAAACUUUUGAACAGGUUUAAGGAACAUGGGGGUGUUGGACGUCUUUAUAUAAGGAUGGUGUCGAGCAUCAACCCAGCAGGUAACAAGUCGAGCAACUGAUGGAUAAAUAAGCAUUAAAUUAGCUUAAUGUUUUUACUAACCGAAAUCAAAAAUCAUAGUACAUUGAGUUUGUCUUUUUAAAAAAACCCUUGGGUGUUCAUGAGGUUCUCGUUUUUUGAAAAACAGAUUAUAUUUUUUACAGAGUGGGCUGUUUUUCUUAUUUUUGUAUCAUUUUCAAACGUAAUUUUUACCUUCACUCUGAUCACGAAAAUACUGGUUCUGGUGAAAAUCGGGUAACUGCACUUAUUACCUCCCCUCCUACUGGCCGACUGAAGUAUUGUUCUAGAACAUGGUUCCUUGAAGUCCUGUCUGACUGUGAUGCGAUGACAGCGCCACAACAAUUAACCACUUACAUUUUCAGAAUGAAACAAUGAAGUUAAGAUUUUUUCAGUACAUACAAUGAUAUUUAAUUUCCCCCUGUACUUUGAUAUUUCUGAUACAGGUUUGUUCAAAAUAAUCUGCACUUUUAACAAUGCAAACUUUAAAAGAAAAAAAAAAAGUUAAAGUAAUACAUGUGUUGCAAAUGACAAUGCAAAGAUAGUUCAUUCCAAUAUCAAACUAAUGAACUGGAUUUUUAGAGAGCAAAUGUGUAAUGAGACACACAUACAUAUUUUUUGCGAAGUCCAACUUUACAUUAUGCAAAGAAUUACUGUAAAAUUAAACUGCUAUGUUUUGUGAUACGUCAUUUGUUACAAUGCCCUAAAAUUAACUUUGAUGUGCUUGAGUAUCUUGAUGCUUUUUAUUUCCUAUAUCCUGAAAUGCGGAGCGUUUGUCAGCCUAUUCUGUAUUCAAGGAACCACUCUUAGGUUUGGUCCGAAUUCAUCUCCUUACAUGGGAUUUGCAGUAUAGUCCUACUGAAUUUAAGUUCAGUAGAGCUACUUAAUGUGAAGUGUUAUUUUUUCACAACAAGAUUUUUUUAAGCCAUUCUCUGUAAAUUUGCUGUGUUGAUAUGUGUUAUUCUGAUUCAACCCUGUGGAUUAUUGGUGAAUUCUCUUUGUAUUUAAUUGGAUAACUUCUUUUACUGGAAGCAUAGUGGUCAAGUUUGAGAACCUUUCUCAGCAUAAAGGGAGAUGAAAACUGAUCGCAUUUUAUGUUCCCUCUAUAAAUUGCCAGAAGCAGAAGUUCUGUUACAUGUAAGUACACUGUUAGUUUUGCAAGGCAAGAUUUGAACAAUAGUUGAAUUAUGUAGCAACAUCGCACAAAAUUCCAGCAAAAUCAAUUCAUGAGUUCGAUAGACCGAGUGAGGAAGCUGUGGAGCGACAGGAGUGUAAGCAUUGUGAACCCUUAAAACAAACCUGGUAGUUUAUAAUGAAUGAUGUACGUUUUGGCAGACAUUUUAUUUCUGCUACUAAUCAUUAAAUAGAAUGGAUGUGAAAUAAUUUUUAUGUCUGAAGUUUGAGUCUAUAUUUUGAAGUUGUAAAUAAUUCAUUAGCAGUGUAACUUUUGUUCAACAGGAGACUUGUACUGUAUGAAAAAAUGAACUGAAACAAUUUGCCCUGUACAUUUUUUAAGAGAAUCUUGUUUGUUUAAGAAAAAUGGGAGGGGGGGUCUUGGUAUAAAUUAUAAUUUUUAUUUAAAUAAAAUAAACCCGAAAAAUGCUUUAUGCUACAAA